ACACUCACACACACUCCAGUCCAGCCAGCUCCAGCACACACACGAGCUAGCUAGAGCUGUAGAGUACAAUGGCGUCGACGGCCUCGGUCAUGCUCGCCGUCUUGCUGCUGGUGGCAGUGGCUGCGCCGGCGAGGGCGACGCGGUGCCCGCCGGGCGACAAGCAGGCGCUGCUGAGGGUGAAGCAGUCGCUGGGCAACCCGGCGACGCUGUCGACGUGGUCCCCGGCGUCGACGGACUGCUGCGAGUGGGACCACGUACGGUGCGACGAGGCCGGGCGCGUGAACAACGUCUUCAUCGACGGCGCCUCCGACGUGCGGGGCCAGAUCCCGUCCGCCGUGGCCGGGCUGACGGCGCUCAUGUCGCUGUCGCUGUUCCGCCUCCCGGGGCUCUCCGGCCCCAUCCCGGCCUGCCUCACCGCGCUGUCCAACCUCCAGUUCCUCACCAUCUCCCACACCAACGUCUCCGGCGUCAUCCCGGACUCGCUGGCGCGGAUCCGCAGCCUCGACUCCGUCGACCUCUCCAACAACCGCCUCACCGGCCCCAUCCCCAACUCCUUCUCCGACCUCCCCAACCUCCGGUCGCUCGACCUCCGCCGCAACCAGCUGACGGGCCCCAUCCCGGCGGGUCUCGUGCAGGGGCAGUUCCGGUCGCUGAUCCUCUCCUACAACCAGCUCACGGGCCCGAUCCCGCGCGACGACGCGCAGGACGAGAUCAACACCGUCGACCUCUCCCACAACGACCUCACCGGCGACGCCUCCUUCCUCUUCGCCGCCAGCCGGCCCAUCGGCAAGGUGGACCUCUCCUGGAACAACCUCGACUUCGACCUCAGCAAGCUCGUCUUCCCGCCGGAGCUCACCUACCUGGACCUCAGCCACAACCGCAUCAGGGGCACCGUCCCCAGGUCGCUCGCCGCGCUCUCCACGCUGCAGACGCUGGACCUCAGCUACAACCGCCUCUGCGGCCCGCUCCCGAGGCUGCACGGCGUCAUCCGCCACGGCUGCAGGCCGUACGAGCACAACCAGUGCGCCGGCGGCGCGCCCCUCGGCGAGUGCCACCGGUUGUGAGCGCCCACCGGCGCUCGCAUCCAUCCAUCCACCCCAUCGCCGGCGAGCGCGCGCCUGCCACGGUGAGCUGGGUGCGUGACGGGUUAUACGUUGUUUGGGGGGUGCUUUUCGCGUACGUACUACGACAGUGCAGCUUAGCUGCAGGUGCAGGGGUACUGGAGGGUUUUACGUACGUGAGUACGUAGUACGUACUAGUAACCAGGUAGAGUGGGUGCACGCGUGGUCGACUCGACUCUCCUUAAGCUUUGUACGGAACGAGGGAGGUGUGUGCGCGCGUGUGCGUGCAGCGUGCGUCCGUGCGUGCGUACGUACGUGUACCGUUUCUGGAGUACGACGAUGAUGAUGCAGUGUGUGUUUUGUGCAUGUACGUUAUGGAUCGGCGUAAUGUAUCAUCGAAAUGAUAAAAGUGUUUGAUAAUUUGCCUUU
This is a messenger RNA of Oryza brachyantha (malo sina), 1490 nucleotides long. RefSeq names its product polygalacturonase inhibitor 1. Lineage: Eukaryota; Viridiplantae; Streptophyta; Magnoliopsida; Poales; Poaceae. The record is from RefSeq and is a predicted model, not a curated record. Bases 69 to 1064 code for a protein of 331 amino acids. The transcript has a single exon. Gene Ontology annotation, molecular function: protein binding.